ACAUCAUGCUGCUACUAAAGGCUUCAGCUCCCUGGCUGCUGCUGGCUUUCCUCGGACAGCUGGUCUCUCUGUCCUGCGGUGCGCGGAAAUCGGACAGAGCCGUGUCCAAGGUGGGUGUAGCGGGUGGCCGGGGAAAGUUCUCCACAAAGGAAAGGAUGCAGUGCACGUGGGUCGCCAGCGAAGUCAGGGACGCGGUGCAGCUACUGGUCAAAUGCGAGAACCCGGAGGCGCGCGUCACAGGCGGGAUCGCCGACCUGCGCUGUGAAUACAACGCCAAACCCCGGGGUUGCCCGGGUUACCUGUCCGAGCCCCAAAACUUCUGGAAGCAGGUGGCACGCGCGCUAAAACGGCUCCAAGGUAAAGUGUGCAAGGACGAGCGCGCGCUGGUGAGGGCCGGGAUGUGUAAGCGCGCGCCACGAAGUGCGCACUUCAAGCUGGACAUCUCGAGCUCCCGUGUCUCCGCUCAGUCCGGAGACCCGGGGACUCAGCCUCCCCCACCGCCCCCAUCAUCUCACUCCACCUCCACUGCAACGACGGCGUGCACGAGGCGGCGCGCGGACCACGGCAAAACGGCUGAAGAGUACUGCAGCAGCUCUUGGGCCAGCGUGUGCUCUUUCUUCCUGUCCAUGAUGCAAAGCGAGGAGGACUGCUAGCU
Molecule: messenger RNA, 655 nt
Organism: Pelmatolapia mariae (spotted tilapia)
Lineage: Eukaryota; Metazoa; Chordata; Actinopteri; Cichliformes; Cichlidae
Product: fibroblast growth factor-binding protein 1-like
Exons: 1
Coding region: 6-653 (215 amino acids)
Biological process (GO): cell-cell signaling
Molecular function (GO): growth factor binding
Source: RefSeq, a predicted model, not a curated record